ACAGGUGCGGCACCUCCUGCGUGGCAGGAUCGCGGCAGGUGUCCGGGAGCGGCGGCAGCAUGGCCCGGGGCCCGCGCUGGCUGCUGAUCGGCUGCGGCUUGUGCCUGGCGCUCGCAGUUAGGAAUGCUACUGCCACAACAACUGCCUCCCAACAAACCACGUCCAGCCAGCACCCAUCCACCACGGCUUCACCAUCGCAGAACCCCGCAACUGCCUCCCAACAAACCACGUCCAGCCAGCACCCAUCCACCACGGCUUCACCAUCGCAGAACUCCACGACUGCCUCCCAACAAACCGCGUCCAGCCAGCACCCAUCCACUAUGGCUUCACCAUCGCAGAACUCCACGACUGCCUCCCGAAACACCUCCCUUUCCACUGCUCCCACUGACAACACCACUGCAUCCACGCUGAACAGAACAACAGCAGCAGCUCCAGCCUCGUCCAGAAACCCAGAAUCUGCUUCCAGCCCUCCCCUGUCCCCGGCCAGCCCCAGUCCCACCAACACCUCAGCUACUCCUGCUGCCAACUCCAGUGAGACGCACUCGACUGAGCAGCCGGGGCCCAACAACGGCACAACAGCCAGUGGCUCAGCGGUGUCCUCCCUGAACAAGCCCGCGCUCUCCCAGAGCCCCGGUCUGGUGGCCGUGAUCUGCAUCUUCGUGGCCUGCCUGCUCAUUGCUGCUGGGGUGGUGGUGGUGAAGCUCUGCCACAGGAGGGAGCCGGCGUUCGAGAAGCUGGACGAGGUGCCAAUGGGGAAGAUGACCGAAGACUCGCCCUUCGCUCGCUACCCUCCAAAAUAACCGGCGCCUUCCCCCGCCGGGAGCUGAGCACAGCCUUGUGUGGGGGGGGAUCUGCACAUCUGUCUUGGCCAGGCUGCAGCAGCAGGGCGCCUCCAGCUCCUCCCGGCCCGGCCCGGUUAAAGCUCCCGUACUGCUCAGGGACGCCGCGUGAAUAAAGAGGCUGCUGGUUCUGCUCAGA
Messenger RNA from Malaclemys terrapin pileata, 978 nucleotides. It is a transcript of the gene CIST1, whose product is annotated as putative protein TPRXL. Lineage: Eukaryota; Metazoa; Chordata; Testudines; Emydidae. The transcript is spliced from 4 exons. Bases 60 to 800 code for a protein of 246 amino acids. The record is from RefSeq and is a predicted model, not a curated record.